AGACUUUAAUACGGUCUACGCACUUCAAUAUCUACAGUAUUAGAUAAUAAGUCUUUGUUCUAAUCGGUGCGACAAGAGGAGGUACUGAUUUUAACAGUGUGUGUUUAAAUAAGACAGUGGUUGAAUUUCAUUGUUGAUGGCAUACAAGCAAAAUUUUAUGAAGAUUUUCUUUUGAGGUGUAGAAUUUGUGGCUACUGCAAAGGGAGUCUAGUACCCAGAAAAUAUCCAUUCGAAGUGUGAGUCGCCCAGGAAAUUUAGAGCACUGUUAUACUCAUUCAACGCCAAUUUCCGACCAAUCAGAAUCCAAGACAUUUCCAUUCUGGGCUACAAUAUAAAUCAAAUAUUCUGUUUGACAUUGGUACUUAUUUAGUGACCCAAAAUGAUGGCGACGAAGACGAUUCUAGCUCUGUUAGUCCAGUUCCUGAUCAGACAAGCAUUUGGUAACCUCAAUACAUAUCCUGCGCCUCGUGGAAUCCAGGCAUCCAACAAGUUUCGGGUUUAUCUUAGUCAAGGUGGACAAAGACAAUCCAGUUUCACCUACAUCACCACAUCAGCUCAGCGUGCUACAGAGACGCCCAAAACCAAAGGUGGGCGUUCGGUUUCGUGGACAUCCUUCUCGUUUUCGGGAAGCGCUGUUACCGCCGAGAUCCACACUCCACACGACUUUCAGAACUGUAUCGUCAGACCGCAACAUUACGGAUACAAAUGCCAGAGGACCGGAAGUAAAACAGCCCAUGUUACAAUAAGCAGCACGAGCAGAAUGAUGUCUGUUGAGUUUGACUAUGAUUAUGGGAGCAUCAAUGUUGACAUUAAGGACAAGAUGCUGAUUUUUGCGGAUCCACCAGAAUCAAAUGUUCCAAACGAACACGAUAGCUCGGUUCUCUUCUACAAAGCCGGAGUUCACAACUUGAACGGCCAGAUGCACCUAAAUAACAACAUAAAAACUAUUUAUUUAGCUCCUGGUGCCUGGGUUGAAGGGGGCUUUCUCACAACAGCUAAUCAUCGGGUUACGCUCCGAGGACGUGGAAUCUUGUCCACACGAUCCUACAAGUGGCGUGACGAAGAGUUCCUCUGGGCAACGCUGAACUUCGACAAAGGAGACAAUCAUGUUGUAGAAGGGAUUGUCAUGGUCGAUCCCCAACGAUUUUUCUUUAGAGGUCUUAGUGGCUACAACACCAUCCGCAACGUGAAGAUGAUAGCUCCCUGGGCGCAUAAUUCAGAUGGUGUGGCAAUAGGACGUGAUGGGUUAGUUGAAGAUACGUUCAUCUGGGCUAACGACGAUUCUUUUAAGGUUUAUAAAGACAAUAUGGUCGUCAGACGAUGUGUGGUCUGGCAGGCUCAAAAUGGCGCCGUGUUUCAGUUCGGAUGGUGGAAGAAAAGAUACGCGAAGAAAAUAAGGAUCAGUGACGUCGACGUCAUUCACACCGACUGGUGUACAUUUAAGGGGCGUAAGUGUCAUCUCAGUACGAAUAAUGCAAUCAUUGAUCUGGGUGGGAACAAAACGAAAUCCUUUAAUGUCAGUGACAUUGUUUUUUCUAAUAUCCGUAUUGAAGGUUCAUGUCCUAGAUUAGUGUACUUCAAGAUGAACCCUUCCUCGACCGGAAGUGUCACCAAUAUGCAUUUUAACAACUGGUCCGUCGAGUCCCAAACGACCCACGACCAUCUCCAUAACGAAAUACAAGGAGCCAAUAAAGCGCCAAUAUCAGGCUGGACGUUUACUAAUUUAAAGAUCGGCGGUCAUUGUAUCAGUAGUCCUAAUCAGGCUGAUUUUAGACUUGAAUCUCACACUAACAAUAUUAAAUUUAUAUGUCAUUAAAUACAGAGAACUUGUCCUUAUUCGUUGCUUUAUAUUAAUUCGGGGGCUUGGGUUGUUCUAAUGAAAUUGGCAUUAUAUAUACUUGUCUAUUAUAUAUACUUGCAUCAAAGAUGCUUUCCCACAAAAGUAUUUAUCGGGUGGUUAUUUCCAAUAAAAUUAUAGCAAUUUUAGUUUAAAGUAGAAACAUCCAAUCUUACUUGAAAAAUAGCCUACAGGAUUCCCAGAAAACAUCAAUGGAGUGUAUACGAAAGUAUAAGGACUUCAUUAACCGGCAACCCGACGAUUUGGGAUAUCUGCUCGAGUGACGUCAACGGCUGCACGCGAAGGUACGCGUCAGCCAAGUCACGUGACACAAAUAUGACUUUUUUUUAAUAGAUUUUUUAUACCUUAGGUUAUUUCUUCGCGAAUACAAUGUUUUGAGAAGGAUUUGAAGCAAAGUUUUGAUAGAUUAAUUAGAUUGAAUAUGUUUUUAGUCCAAAUAUAGCAUCUGACCACCCAGUUUGUACGCGGGAAGGUAUCUUUGAUAUGUCUUAAAAUGUUAUUUUCUAAUAUAAAAGUGACAAUUAUUAUCCUGAUAAAUUAUAUACAUGUAUAUAGGUUUUUAUUCGCGCUAGGAAUAUGUUUGGUAACUGCAUUUCGAAUCCGGGCGCUGGAAUAUGCGUGAGAGAUUCCACUCGGUUAUUAAUAUUAAGAUCAUAUUUUUAUACAUACUACCUACGACAUUGUCUUGAUAAUUUAAUCAUCCAUUUAGAUCCAUGUCAAUUGGGCUUUGAAAUAUUCAAAAAUGGUUUGAUUCCGCAAUUCAAUUUACAAAAGUAUCCCGAAGACUUUAUUGGUGCUUCAGCUUGCAUCUGUGUAAAAUGUGCAAAGGCGUUCUGUAUUUGCAGAGCCAAUUAGUUAUCCCGCUGUUUAUUUUGUAAAUGUAUGGUGGAACUUUUAAAAAUCCUUUUGAGUGUUAUCAACGAAUUUCUUAUUGUUAUACUAUUGGGAUUAAUUUUAACGUGUCAUUUAUUUUACAUUUUAGAGCUUUAUUCGUGUUGUCACUUAAAAAUUGGUAUGUGUUUUCGUGAAAAAGUAAUACAAGUUUAAUAAUAAAUAUAUUUUUCACUUUA
This is a messenger RNA of Patella vulgata (common limpet), 2928 nucleotides long. Its product is annotated as dextranase. Lineage: Eukaryota; Metazoa; Mollusca; Gastropoda; Patellidae. The record is from RefSeq and is a predicted model, not a curated record. The transcript has 3 exons. The coding region runs from base 380 to 1816 and encodes 478 amino acids.